This is a messenger RNA of Harpegnathos saltator (Jerdon's jumping ant), 1347 nucleotides long. RefSeq names its product putative ATP-dependent RNA helicase TDRD12. NCBI's taxonomy places the organism in Eukaryota, Metazoa, Arthropoda, Insecta, Hymenoptera, Formicidae. Gene Ontology annotation, biological process: germ-line stem cell division. The transcript is spliced from 5 exons. The record is from RefSeq and is a predicted model, not a curated record. The coding region runs from base 704 to 1198 and encodes 164 amino acids.
AUUAAACUAUCAGUACAUUUAUAUUAAAAGCAUAGAUACUUAAGACACAAGGAGCCGUUAAAACAUAAAGUUGGUAAUUCUAGUAACAGUCUAAAUACUUGUUCUUUUUUCUUUAACUAAAGUAACCUUGCACUGGAACUUCGUUUCUUUUGCUUUCCACGUUAUUAUAUAUUUCAAAAACUAAAUUAUAUACUUGUCUCUUAUUGAACAGAAAGUAAAUUGAACCGAAAAACAAUUUUCUUUGGUCUACUUCCUUUAUCUAACGUGUGUUGUGCCACAUGUACUACCGAAAUAUGUUCGAUACUUUCGAUUUAAGCCGUGUUACCAUCGAUAGUACUCAAUAAGAUAACUAAUCUAGACAAGCUAGUUAUUUGUUGAUCAAUAAAUCACUAUAUCAAUAAAUAUAAUGAGAUAUUUUAUGAUACGUAUCUGCCUUUACUCAAGAUAUUAAGUGGCCUGAAUGAAAAGUCACGCAAAAACGGCUCGGCAUGAUAUGUGUUAAAUUAAAAUGUGUUAGAUUCUGUCUCUAGAGUGAAAUAAGUGUCUAACUGAACGUUGAAGGAAAAAAGAACGAAGUUCAAUACAGCACUAAACAACUAAAAAGAAAUAGAUAUUUGGUAAAUACAUAUGAUCGUUGACGUAAAAAUCAUAUUGAAAAAUUGUGAUUCUUAAUUAAUAUUAUCAAGAAGAAUCACCCAACAGGAUGAGUUGUCCACGGCUUGUUUCAAAUUUUUGCACUCCUAAAGUUAUAUGGAGCCAAUCAGAUCUCACUGUCAUAAUUCGUGUUAUUUUAAUUGAUGUAGCUGAUUAUUAUCUUCGAGUUGAAGACAAUUAUUUAUAUUUUAGUACAGUAACAAAUGGUAAAAGUUAUUAUCUUAUCUUGCAAUUGUUUGGGGCAGUAAUAGCAGAAAAAACAUUACACAAGAAUGUUGGAAGAGAAAUUAAAAUCUACCUCACAAAGGGACUCAAAUGGUUUCAAUGGUUAAGACUGAUUGUAUCCAAAGAAAAGGAUCCUCUUAUAGCAUAUGAUUUGGAUUCUAUAAGCGAAAAAGAAUAUGUUAAGAAAAAUUUACUUGUUUGUGGAACUGUUGAGGAGAUUAAAUGUCGAUAUAACAAAACAUAUAUAAGGCCACCUAUAGAUGAAGAAUCUGACUCUGAUGAUUAUGAUGAAGAUUUGGAUCUUCUAGGAUAUGCAUAACAAAUAUUCCAUAUAUAUUUUAUAUCAUAUUUAUAGAAUAUUCAAUUGAAAAACAUUUUAUCUUACCAAGUAAGGAAUGUAUGAGUGAUGGUUAUAUAUACAAUUAGGAUAAUGAUUUUAUAUAUGAGUGUCUAGAUAUACAUAUGUGU